CUGAAAAACAGUCUCCCGGAUGUACGUGCCUUUUAGCGGAAGUUGCAGUAAGCGUGCGGCAGCAACAUCAGCGGUGUGUCUCAGGCGGGUGUAGCUGUUUCUAAAAUCUACUCUUGACUGUGGAGAAACCCUGUGUCGCAGUAUGACCAGUGUGGAGACGGUGACCGCAGUAGGUCAGGUUCUGGUGGACCCAGCAGUGGGCCUGACCCGCCGCUUCAGAGCCUUAUUCACCCUGAGGAACCUGGGAGGUGCUGAGGCUGUGCAGUGGAUCAGUAAGGCCUUCAGUGAUGAGUCGGCCCUGCUGAAGCACGAGCUGGCGUACUGCCUGGGACAGAUGCAGGACACGAGCGCCAUCCCCUCCCUCACUGCAGUACUCAAAGACACACAGCAGGAUCCCAUGGUCAGGCAUGAAGCAGGAGAGGCUCUGGGGGCAAUUGGUGAUCUUGUGGUUCUUGACUUACUGAAAGAGUACAGUCAGGAUCCCGUCAUAGAGGUAGCAGAGACGUGUCAGCUGGCUGUGCGUCGUCUGGAGUGGCUGCAGACCAGAGGAGAGAAGCAGCUGGAUGAUGGGAGCACAGAUGAGAACCCCUACUGCUCUGUGGACCCCGCCCCCCCGGCAGAGAGGAAGAGUGUGUCAGAGCUGCGCAUCGCCCUGUUGGAUGAGACUCAGCCACUCUUUGAACGCUACCGUGCCAUGUUCGCACUGCGUAAUCUUGGCGACGAGGAGGCUGUGCUGGCACUGGGAGACGGCCUGCAGUGCUCCAGCGCUUUGUUCCGUCAUGAGAUCGGCUAUGUGCUGGGUCAGAUGCAGCACCCGGCGGGGGUCCCGGCCCUGCGUGCGGCUCUGGAGCGCUCCGGGGAGAGCCCCAUGGUCCGUCACGAGGCGGCAGAGGCUCUCGGCUCCAUCGGCAAAGAGGAGUGUCUGGCCGUGCUGCAGCAGUUCCGUGGUGACGGAGAACGUGUGGUGAAGGAGAGCUGCGAGGUGGCUCUGGAUAUGCUGGAGUAUGAAAACAGUGGGCAGUUCCAGUAUGCAGAUGAACUGGUCAGGUUACAGGGUUAAAAGUUAUAUGUUGCUUAAAAAAUGUGUUUUACUGAAAUUGCUUAUUUAACAAGUGAAUGCUGUCUGUACUAGAGUGGUGCAGUGAUGAUGUGAUUUAUGUUGGCUGAGGUCGAAGUUAGCAUCGCAAGGGCUACCUUAUGGGAGCAAUUUUUGGAUUUGGGAAUAUUGCAGAAAAUAAGAUCAGUUGCACACACACACAUAUAUGAUACUUACACAUUUUGUUCAGCAGGAUAAUCUCCACACUUUACACAACUUUGACGUGUUUUGAAGUGUUAUUGCGAAGUACAGAAACAAAGAAACUAACAUUAUAUAUCAGGGGCUCAUGACUAUCCACAAACCCUGGUAAGCUAAAGGUGGCUAAUGUUAGCAUGAUGAUGUUAACUUAUAUCAUUUAGUUGCUUGUUAGCAACUGCAGAUUUUUGAUGACACGUAGAAGCUUCAGAGGUUCACCAGUUGAAUACUUACUGACGUAUUUUAUGUUGUAGAUUAAACACUGAAGCUUGUAUUUACUGCUGGCCUUGUUUCAGGCAUCUAAUCAAAAACACAUGCAAAACACCUCUGACUUUUAGAUGAGUGAACUGGAAGUGGUAUAAUGCCGACUCAUUUCCAGGGUUUUGGACUCAUUACUGCACCACUCUAUUGUAUUGCCUUGUACAGCAGAGACAGCUGGACAUCUCAGGGCUGCAUCAAUAAAACGAUAGGAUCCUGUGGGAGGAAGCUUUACAGUACAAAGUAUGGAACUGAGAGCAUCCAGAGUUGGUGCUGUCACUUUGAGCUGUGUAUGGUAACGAUGAGGAGAGAGCACUCUUUGUUUCCCCCCCUUCAAGAUGCCACAGCAUACAUGUCCGCACCAUCAUUUGCACCUCCACUUUGCUCAUAUUGUUUUAUCUGGGAGCUUUUUGUGAUCAGUAUGGACUGCAUGUGUAAGUGUGGACAUUGGUUCUGACCCAGGCCUCCUGUCAGUGCAUUCUGCUUGGAUUAUUUAUCACAAGACAAAGAUCUAUCCUCUUUCUACUGUGGAUUUGCAGUUUGUUGGGAAGUACACAUCUCUCAUUGCAGGGGAACAUCAUCCCAAACUGGAAUCUGCUCCAGAGACUAAUGGUGAAACAUUUGAGUGAAACCUAAAUCUCUCAUGGUUGCUUGGUUACUAAAUAGCUGUAGAAAACAGGUUUGGAUUUUUGACUUUAUCCAAGUGUGUAAUGUAUGUAAAAUAAACACAAUGCUUUAUACAUGUA
Molecule: messenger RNA, 2295 nt
Organism: Gymnodraco acuticeps
Lineage: Eukaryota; Metazoa; Chordata; Actinopteri; Perciformes; Bathydraconidae
Gene: dohh
Product: deoxyhypusine hydroxylase/monooxygenase
Exons: 6
Coding region: 143-1060 (305 amino acids)
Biological process (GO): peptidyl-hypusine biosynthetic process
Molecular function (GO): deoxyhypusine monooxygenase activity
Source: RefSeq, a predicted model, not a curated record